UAUAUGAAUAAGUUUUAUCUCAAGUGUGGUGUAUCUUAAUGUCAAAGUCACAUGUUCAAGGGUAAAAAUAAGAGAAAACCGGAUAUAUCCGGUCCGUCAAAUUUCGAGCAUCGAGUCCACACUGGUUUCAAUGAAGAUGAGGGAAAGUUUAUCGGGUUGCCGAUCCAAUGGCAGAGUAUUAUCCCCGAUAUAAAGAACCGGCCGAAGCCAUUUAUUGACGCAAGGCAUAUCACCCCUGUGCCUGUGGAAAAGAAAAUCAUCACUGGGAAAAGUAAAACCAAGGGACCUUUAUCCAACCUCACAGCUAUAUCUGUAACUCGUUCCAACUCACUCCGCAAAGAAAGUCCUCCUGAAAUUAAAAAACUUCAGAGCAGAAGGAUCCCAGAUGUGGUAAAUGAAGACGACUCUUCAGAAAACAGUUCAUCCACUACACAACGGCCAGUGAGGAGCCAUGAACGAAACUCUCGCCGUGAAGAUGACAGAAGACAUCGCAACAACAGCAGCCAUAGACAUGAAGUGAACUCAUGGCAUCCUGGGCAGGGUGGUCACCAAUAUGACACAGUGUUUGAUGAAGAAAAGCGAUCUUCCAACAGCCGGCAUUCCUCGCAUAGAAAACACAGUGAAAGGACAAACAGCGGUCGUACACACUCACGUGAUCGAUACGAGCAACCGCAUGAUCAUCAUCACCGUUCUUCACGAGAAUCGAGGUCACAACGCGACAUAUAUGAUCGUUCGGUGGAAAAGGUUUAUUCAUCAAACCACCGAGACCGAAAUGAUCGGAGUCAUCGAACUUCUGACACUUCGGUUAGAGAAACCUCUGAGUCAGGGCCUGAUUCUCGCAGCCAAAGCAAGAGGACUACAUCACAUUCACGGAGACCACCAGACUCUCAUGAUGUACCUGACCACCGCCAGGCUACAAUGCCCCUACCUUCAGACUCAAGAGAAAAAUCGCGUAAAAACAAGGAUUACUACACCUACUCAAGCACAGUUGAUGUAAGACCACAAAAUGAAAAUACGGUUGCCGAACACACGUAUCAGAAUAUUUCAAAUGGUCACCGUUCAUCUGAGCAGACCAACACUAAUGAAAAGUCAUUUAGAAGAGGGCAAGGUGCUACCCCGGUAUCAAAUUCACAAACCCUUGGAUCACAUGCGACACAAAACAGACGAAACGAUGAUCACCGAUAUAAUGAUAGAGAUUCAGUAGCUGAACAAAACUGGAGAAAGAUGACCGCUUCCCACGUCCAACGAACUGGUGAUUAUAUUCUUCCAAAUAAAUCUCCAUCCCCAAACAAAAUGAAUUCCCCCGUCCAUAUUCGUGGUUAUAAUGAUCGGACGUACACCAGAAAACCCGAACCUUUAAGUCCUGGAGUAUCUGUAGCCCCCCCUGCUGCUCAAAAAGCACUUGGUACAAAACGAGACUCGCAUGCCGUUACCAAUGACCAGUUUCGAGCUGCUUUACAGAUGGUGGUAUGUCCUGGUGACCCUCGGGAAAGUUUGGAGAACUUCCUAAAAAUCGGGGAGGGGUCAACAGGGGUUGUCUGUAUCGCUAACGAGAAGGGUACGGGGCGCCACGUUGCUGUGAAGAAGAUGAACGUUAGAAAACAACAAAGGAGAGAGCUUUUGUUUAAUGAGGUGGUUAUAAUGCGAGACUACCACCAUGAGAACAUAGUUGAUAUGUACAGCAGUUUCUUGGUGGAUGAUGAAUUAUGGGUAGUAAUGGAGUAUAUGGAGGGCGGUGCGCUUACAGAUAUCGUGACGAGAACUCGCCUCAAUGAGCAGCAGAUAGCAACCGUGUGUGUGUCGGUGUUGAAUGCACUUGCAUAUCUUCAUGCGCAAGGUGUCAUACACAGAGACAUCAAAAGUGAUUCGAUUUUAUUAACAAAAGAUCUCACGGUCAAAUUAUCCGAUUUUGGAUUCUGCGCCCAAAUUUCCUCCGAUGUCCCGAAGCGUAAGUCGUUGGUUGGAACCCCAUACUGGAUGGCCCCGGAGGUGGUUUCCCGCACCCCAUACGGCCCCGAAGUUGACAUUUGGUCGCUGGGUAUCAUGGUAAUGGAAAUGGUGGACAAAGAACCUCCCUAUUUUGACGAAGCUCCCUUGCAAGCCAUGCGUAAAAUACGCGACAUGCCACCUCCAAAGUUAAAAAACGCACAUAAGGCUUCCCCACUCUUGAAAGGCUUCCUGGACCAAGUAUUAGUUCGUGAUCCAUCUACAAGAUCAACUGCAUUAGAGUUGCUGCAACACCCAUUCCUCAGAAAGUCUUCCUCGCAUAAAUCCAUCGGCCCCAUCAGCUUACCAGGCAUCACAAGAUAAAUAGAAACCUUCAUGCAUAGGCGCCAAACCUGGGGUGGCAAGGUAGGCAGGCCUGCCCUGGAUUUUUAUUCACUGCAUUAUUCAAUAGACACAAACAAUAAAUUUUUUUCCAUAGGAAUUUGUGUCUAACUAUCCCUGCCUCCCCUGUGUUUUAAAUGUUUGGCGCCUAUGCCCUAAUGUUAAGAUCUUAAGUUGGUGCGCAGGACACACAACCAUUAUGUUUAUGCUACUAAGGUAAAUACCCAUCAGUAAUCUCAUAUUGUGAACAUUGGUGCUUAUACUGAUGUUUAUACAAACUUGCUCAUGGCUGCACUUGGUAAACCAUUAUCUCCUAUAUAUACUCAUAAUCUCAUAUUUACUCUUGAUUACUUUCCUACCAAAUAUACUAUCACAGGCACUUCAUAUAUAACUAUACAGUGGUCUAAACUGUUUAAUUGGAAAAUUAUUUGGUACUAAGCUGUACAAUGGUGCUCGUGUUCCCACCAGCACAGAUUAUCUAGUUUAGUUUAUAUUUUACCAAAAAUGGUUGCUAUUUUCAGUUUCAUAUAUUUAUCUCAAUGUAUAGAGGUAACAAAGUUGUUUAAUUCUUACAUUUGCUUAAUUUGUUGUAACCAUACAACCAAUAUCUUUGCUAUUUUUGUAUUGUUACCAAAAGGAUCAGGCAUAUUGUGAUUAAUUGUAUAUUUGGUUCAAUUUAAAGGCAUGGUGAAGCAAUUCAUUCUCCUUCUAUAUCAUUGUGCUCCGAUAUUUUACUUAUUUUACAUUCUACCAUAUCCUGCCAACUUAUUAUUUUACUUUCUUUUAUAUAUAACGUCACAUGACCCAGCUCAGUGGUUGUAUGAUGUAAACGACUCACAACUGCUGACCGAAUUGGAUUCAGUUGCAAUUUCAACUGGCUUUUUUCGCCAGAAGGGAUAUUUCUUUUUUCCCCACAUAAAUGUAUAAAACUAAAAUACGAAUGCCUGUAAGGAUUAAACAAUCUGUAUUAAACUUUUAGUCAGUAAUUGGAUUUUCUUGGUAUUGCCACAUUGCGUAUAUAUAGACUGUAUGUUUAUAUUCAAGUUUUAAUUUCUAUGUUUUGAGAUUUCGUUUUAUGUUAUUGGACCCUAAAACAAAUAUGAUUACAAUACACGAUGAGAAUAUAUUAUAAA
This is a messenger RNA of Ciona intestinalis (vase tunicate), 3461 nucleotides long. The record is from RefSeq and is a predicted model, not a curated record. Lineage: Eukaryota; Metazoa; Chordata; Ascidiacea; Phlebobranchia; Cionidae.